UAUCUUCCGCUUCCGGUGUCCCUUAGAGCCAUGGCCGCCGCCGCAGUUGCUGCUGGCCCUGGGGUGCCAGUGUCCCCGGACGAAUUGCUCCCGAAAGGCGACACCGAGAAGACUGAGGAGGAUCUGGAAGAGGACGACGACGAGGAGCUAGAUGAGACCCUGUCGGAGAGACUAUGGGGUCUGACGGAGAUGUUCCCGGAGAGGGUCCGGUCCGCGGCCGGAGCCACUUUUGAUCUCUCCCUCUUUGUGGCUCAGAAAAUGUACAGGUUUUCUAGGGCAGCCUUAUGGAUCGGGACCACCUCCUUUAUGAUCCUGGUUCUUCCUGUUGUCUUUGAAACAGAGAAGUUGCAAAUGGAGCAACAGCAGCAACUGCAGCAGCGACAGAUACUUCUAGGGCCCAACACAGGCCUGUCAGGAGGAAUGCCAGGGGCUCUACCUUCACUUCCUGGAAAAAUCUAGAUUGUCACUGCUAUAUCUGAGCUGUCUUGGUGGGAGAAGUUUGCAAUUCAAUAGUGUUUGAACUGCUGAUUAUUUGGAUUUUUUUUUUUUUUUUUAACUUUGGCACAUUGAUCUAUUUAAACUUGAUGGGAAGAAUGCUUCCAAUACUGUCUCACGGACUCCCAAUCUGCAGCUGUGCCCUCACUCUGUCCUGACUGUGCCCUCACUCUGUCCUGACUUACUUCUUCUGCCUUCACUCUGACACCAGAGUGCAGCGGUGCAGACGGUUACUCGCCACCCCACCCCUCACUAAAUUGCUCCUAGUUGUUCUGGAAGAGCCCCCCACUCUCCCAUUGUGCGGUAGAAACUGAUGCCAGUGGGAGGAGUGUACUCCUGACCACUGGUGACUGUUCUUUUUUUUUUUUUUUUUUCCCCAGAAUGGAGAUGUUGGGGAAGGACAUGCACACAGUAUGAACAGACAAAAUGCAUUAUAGGUGUAGCCAAAUCAGCCACUGGGCAUCUUUCUGUGUGCUGGGGUGGAGGGAGGGCCAGCAGCAGCCUGGACCACAGGAUGGAGACAGGGACAGCAGGAGCUGGUUUCCCCUGCACAUUUUGGCUGUUCAAACUGUGUGUGUGUAUAAAAAAAAAAGUCAGUGCUCACUUUUUGUAUUUAAAUAUUAAAAACGAUUCCAACUGAAAGUGUUAUCCAUAUGCUUGUGGUACAUGCCUCAGUGUUACUUAGACCAACCAGCUCCUGCCACUUUAGCUCACAAAGCAUCUUUGGAGGGCAAAGACCUGCACUGCCUCUUGCACUUCUUCUCACCAAAGCCAGCACCACCAUCUUAACAUCAUUGGCCCUUGAGGCCCAUGUUAGUUAAGUUCCUAAAAGUAAAAUCUCUGAAGAAAAUUGUUAGCCAAGAACUUCCUCUAAUAAUUUUUGCCCUGAAUUCAGGCGAUCACUUUUAGACCCACUAGCCUAAAACAGAGAGUUGAGUGAGUCCAUGUGCUUGUGUAGUCUACAAUGACAUGGCACAAUUAUAAUGUACUUAUAAAGAAUGAUGGACAGUGCUGAUUUCUAGUCUGGGGGACCUGCCAGUAGAACUUUGUUGUGACCUAGUUUAUUAAAAUAACUGCUGAGGUGAGCCACUGAUAAAUCCAA
Molecule: messenger RNA, 1597 nt
Organism: Loxodonta africana (African savanna elephant)
Lineage: Eukaryota; Metazoa; Chordata; Mammalia; Proboscidea; Elephantidae
Gene: TOMM22
Product: translocase of outer mitochondrial membrane 22
Exons: 4
Coding region: 31-459 (142 amino acids)
Biological process (GO): intracellular protein transport
Cellular component (GO): mitochondrial outer membrane
Source: RefSeq, a predicted model, not a curated record